CUGUCAUAGCAUGUACAUUAUACUUUUUGACUAUGUCAUUUGGUUAUUCGUGAUUUAAUGCACUCAAUGUGCCUAUCAGCUACAUUAUCGUUAUCCGUAACUAGGACUCACUCCAGAACCACUUUAUACCUCAUCAAUAUGCAGUCUGUAGAGGGAAGGCAGAUAGAGGAAGUGGUCAGCAGUGUGUUUCAUACUCUGCUUCUCCACAGAACUCUUGGCAAGUUCCAUUACAAACAGGAAGGAAGCUAUUCUAUAGGUACAGUGGGUGUGGUCGAUGUAGACUGUGACUUCCUUGACUUCACUUAUGUGAGGGCUGCGUCAGAUGACCUGGACUCGUACAUACAGAAGGAGGUGAACGUUUUCAGGGACACGCUGAGGGAGGGACCUGGGUGUGGCCAGAUCUCUCUGGAGUUUUACCAGAAGAAGCGGGCGCGGUGGCCAUUCAUGGCCGAGUGUAUACCGUGGGAGGUUUGGACGGUUAAGUUGGACACACUCACCUUAGCUAAUGAGAAUGAACGACAAGUGUGUAGAGAGAAGCUAGGUGAGAUGCUAGCUGAGAAGGUGAUGCAUGUAGCUGAGGCCAUGAAUCGCCACGAUUAUGUCCCCAAAAUGCCAAACCAGUCGGAGCUGGACCUCAUAUUUGAUACAAGUUACAGGGAUGUCCAGCCCUACCUGUUCAAGAUUGCCCACCAGACGACAGGACCAAACCCCACCUCAGUAGGUACCACGAUGAGGAAGCUGCUGAAGGACACACUCGCUCUAGAUUUAUGAUGCUCACCUGUCACCUAGUUACCUGUAUACAUCACACUUUCCUUCAGUCACAGCUUGGACAUUGAGGGAAAUAAAAGGCUGGUUUGAGCUGGUCAUCUUGAUAGAAUACUGGGAUAGUGCUGCAGUAACUUGUGUGACCCAUGGUAUUAUGGUCAGUGAUAUAUCCAUACACAAGCUUAUGUUUGAUUCUGCAGUAAGAUGUGACCUUAUAUAAAUGUAUGUUGGAGUUGCUUUAUACGCUAAGUGGUAGUGAAGAUGAUUGAAGUCAUGGCUCAUGGUCAGCUGUAUUCCUGACCACACUAAAGUCAUGGCUCGCAGUCAGCUGUAUUCCUGACCACACUAAAGUCACAGCUCACGGUCAGCAGCUGUAUUCUUGACUUAAACACUAAAGUCACAGGUCACGGUCAGCAGCUGUAUUCUUGACUUAUACACUAAAGUCACGGCUCAUGGUCAUCAGGAUGUUUGAUACAGAGUUUGUCGUGGUAGCUAUACCAAAGUAAGUUGGCAGAUCCUUUACUUUAUGAGCAUCUUUGAGUUACAAUACCAUAUAUUCCCUUUAAAAUAUUGUGAGUGUGCUGAAAACUGGCUGAAUCACUGAUGGAGAGAACAGAAAGUGUUGAGAUGAGGUUUCCAUGGUUACACUUGACCCAGCACUGAAGUCUUGCCUAGAAAAGGUACUCAUCGAUCAUAGAAAUAUCUUUAUUUUAUUGCUAGUGUGAGUGUAGGUAGUUUCCCAAUAAAUGUUCAAUUUUCACGGUCAUACCAUUUUAAAUAUGAUGUUUUGAGUAAAUAAUUAUUUACAAAUAUAUUAAAGUACAGGUUUAUCAUGCUGCGUACAAGUCAUACAAUUCCUGACAUUCAUUUUAAUAUACAUGGUAUUGAUGAGAAAUAUUUCACCAAGUCAUCUGUAAUGUAUUUCAUCUUUUGAAAAUGUAUCCACAUAUUUAAGGUGAAGGUAAUUUUAAGGUCAAGAUUUGGUUGACUUUGAGCAGUUCCACUGUUCUUUUAUAUUUUAGCGUGGUACUUCAGCUACCAAACUUCAAAUGUUUUUGGUUAUUUUUCUUGACAUGUCAUAUUUAUUUUAGAGUGAAAGAAAAACAAUAUUGAUCGCCAAAUGUCCGUAGUGUACAUGCAUGCCGAUGUGUUCAUGUUGUUUUUUUGUCAAAGUCUUACUCAUGAAUAUUUGUGUAUAAUGUGACAUAAGAUGAAAUAAUACUUAAAGAUGGGAUGUGUUAGUGGAUAAAAAGUUGUAUCGGUAUGUGACACAGCCUAAAUGAUAAUUUUUCAUACUUAUGCAAGACUAAUGGUGACUUGAAUUAUUCUCAUAAAUGCAAUCAUUUCAUAAAUCAAGGUAUUAUAAGGAUGGGUUUUUCAGAAUUUUCUCAGUUAGAAAUGCACACAUCUGGUAUUGUCAUCAAAGAUUUACCAAGUGCCAAUGAAAAACUAGUUUGAUUUCGAUAUCACACCAUAGUCAGUGGUUGUUUUAUCGACUUUGUAGAUACCGGGGUAUUACCUAAAUUACUUAAAUACGAAGACAGGAAAUAUAAUGAUCCAGGUGAUGGUUUGUUUUGAUGAUUUAAAAGAUCUUAAAAUUAGGACUACAUGCGAUACACAAGUCCUUACAACAGGUGUACUGGUGAACAAAGCUCUAUGGAAUUAUUAUAGCAUUUGUGUUCAGCAAUGUUUUGGUCAACUCCAGAACUGUUGUACAGAGUACCAUUAGUUUAAAAAUUCAGAAAUCCUACAAAUCUAGAUCCUGUCACAAAACAUAACCAGACACAGCCAGAGGGUUGCCUUUGCACAUCGGCAUACUUAAUACAUAAUAUUUAUAUACCUGUAAGCAUUCAUAGUAAAGAAAGUGUGUGUCAUUUGCCAAUGCCCUUGCAGACCAUGUGUAAGCGGGAAUGUUGAGUUUGUCACAGAAUAGUUGAUGUGUGAUCUGUGAUGUAUACAUGUAUACUAUGUACCUGAUAUUAAUGUUAAUACUGUACGUAUUGCUUUGGUGCUAAACAGAGCGUAAUAUUAUACCCAGUUUUCCUGCAUAUUUUAUUACCAAAGUUAGAGUUUAGUGUGGGAUAUCUGUGAUGGUGUGAUUACCAUGUCUCCUUAUGAAAGUGUUUGCAAUAAAUACAUUAUCCACCAAUGGGGGGGGGGGGGGGGGGG
This is a messenger RNA of Mizuhopecten yessoensis (Yesso scallop), 2934 nucleotides long. RefSeq names its product autophagy-related protein 101-like. Gene Ontology annotation, cellular component: phagophore assembly site. Bases 58 to 771 code for a protein of 237 amino acids. The transcript is spliced from 8 exons. Gene Ontology annotation, biological process: autophagy; autophagosome assembly. The record is from RefSeq and is a predicted model, not a curated record. NCBI's taxonomy places the organism in Eukaryota, Metazoa, Mollusca, Bivalvia, Pectinida, Pectinidae.